UGUAGACUAUUGUUGUAAUGCAACACCAUUAGUGGGUGGAGUGGUGUAGGUUGGAGGGAGGCUCAUUUUGAAUCACUCCAGCAAUGGCUAACUCUAGUCAAAACUCGAGUAGAAGUGCUUUGGGGAGUUUAGAAAACACUAGCUAUUCAAGACUUGCAACAGUUGAUUACCAUUGGUACAGCUCUAGUGAUCCUUUGAAAGAGAAACAAAAGAAGACAGAAAAGAGGCGAAAUGAAAUGCUGGAAGCUAUGUACUCCGAAGGAGAGAAGACGUUCAGUGUUACUGAGUGGCUAGCAUUGCAAACUGAGAGAGAUCGUCUAUUGCAAGCAUCCGUAGAACAAGAAAAUGAAGAAAAUAAGCAGGAAUUCGUGAGAGAUUUAAGACAAGUCUUAUAUGACAUACCGUCCUUCUCUGUGUCAAAAGAGGACCAGGCCAUACUUAAUUCUAUAACUGGUUUAAAAUCACAACUAACUAACUAUUCGCAUCUUCAUCACAUUAGCAGUCCACCUCCACUUCCUUUAAAGAGGCAAGCAGCAAGAACACUUGGACAAGAGGAAACCGAUGGUGGCGGGUUCGUAGCUCCUCCCCCUCCUCCUCCUCCCCCUCCUCCUCCUCCCCCACCUCUCUCUCUAUCUCCCCCACCUUCUCCCUCAUGUCGUAAGGAGGUGAAAAUAGCUCCUGCUCCUUUUAGAAGAACCGAUUUCAUAACUGAGCUAAACACGAAUAAAAGACCAGUACUCAAACACGUCAAUAUUCCCAGAACCCCUGGGGGGACCCCAAGACGUCCUAAGCACAGGGUAAACAUUAAUGAGGAGAGUUGCAAUCAUGGGGACAUUAUCCAAAGAGCGUUGUUGAGGAAGUUUCAUAAUGCUCACAUACAUUCAACACCAAGAGGGUACUGUCCAAGCCCAGCUAUAGGAGAAAGUGGUGGGUCGAUGGAGUGCUCCAGUGCUUGGUCUGAUAAAGGUCAUUAUGCAUCAGAUCCUGAUUUGACUAGUGUUGGCAGUGGCCGUGCUCUCACAGACACUCAUUAUACGUAUCAUGAUCCAUCAAUAUCUUCUCCGUUCCUUGUCCUCUCUCCAGCUGUAAUGGCUUCAGCGCAGCAACAGGAGGAAGACGAAGAGGAAGAAGAAUCAGUUGAAGAAUUGGUGGCCAUGCAUAGAUCUAACUGGCAAUACUCUGUCUCUGCUUAAUUGUACUUACUACUUUGAUUAUGUUGCAAAAUUUGCUGCUUUUAAAAAUAAAAUUUGAAAUUUAAAUUAAA
Messenger RNA from Amphimedon queenslandica, 1264 nucleotides. Its product is annotated as protein diaphanous homolog 1-like. The record is from RefSeq and is a predicted model, not a curated record. The transcript is spliced from 4 exons. The coding region runs from base 84 to 1193 and encodes 369 amino acids. Lineage: Eukaryota; Metazoa; Porifera; Demospongiae; Haplosclerida; Niphatidae.